AUUGAUUCCAUGUUUUGCAAAAACACCACAGGAAUGGAUGUAAUGAGAUAUGAUUUAUUCAUGCGUCACGUAUUAUCUGGUGUAACUCGUAGUGUCAGGUUCUUCCGAGGAGAAGGAUUCUACGACGAAAUACGACUUGAGAACAGACAACCGGAUAUACCUUGCAAAAGCCUGUUGGAAAAAUUCACAAAUUUGAAACGAUCAAAAACAAAGUGUGACGAAUGAGAAUGUUUAAGUUGAAAAAGAAAAUCAACAACGAGGGUUUAGCGCUGUCCAAGGGAAAAUGAGGUACGCCAUCAGUACAAGCUAACCUGAAAACUGGGUGGAAGAAUCGCAUGGCAGUGAUUUUAGACGGGAAAAAGGUCUGCAUCUGCCUCCCUCUCAUAGGACUGUUUUUGUGUUGUUUGUACAGUAUUUUAUUGAAGGAACCUAAAACGCUGUUUGCAAGCAGAGGUUCCAAAGGUGGAGACGAGUUAUUAGAAGGAGACAGUGAUAUAAACAAUUCCUUGUCAUGGGAAUUUGAUAACCCCGUUGGACUUUGGUCUUCAAGUGCAGCAGGAAAGACUACAGAAAAAUGGAAUGAACUCGUCUCCAAAGAAAGUAACGAACAUAUUGUGCAAAAACGUCUUCCAAAUGCUAUAAUCAUAGGCGUCAAGAAAGGAGGUACAAGAGCUUUGUUGGAGUUUCUAAGGAUCCAUCCAAGGAUUAAGGCGUGCCCGUGGGAAGUGCAUUUCUUUGACACCGAUAAGAAUUACCAGUUGGGACUGGACUGGUAUCGGGAACAAAUGCCAGAAUCACAUUCAGAUGACAUCACUAUUGAGAAAACACCAGCUUAUUUUGUGAGGGAUAAGGUUCCUCAAAGGGUUUAUGAGAUGUCAAAGACCGUCAAACUCAUUGUGAUAGUACGUAACCCCGUCGAUAGGGCAAUUUCGGAUUAUGUGCAGGUUACACAAAGAAGGCAUGGCGUUCUACCGCCGUUUGAGAAAUAUAUAACGAAAGAUAAAACAGAAAAGGCUCUGAGAACUUCAAUCGGUUUAUUAAGAAUUGGUGUUUACGUGAAACAUUUACGAAAUUGGUUAAAAUACUUCCCUAUCUCACAGUUUCACUUCGUCAACGGAGAUGAAUUGAUUAGUAACCCAGCCAAGGAACUGCAAACUGUGGAGAAAUUUCUUAACAUCGAACCCCUAAUUAAGAAGGACAACUUCUACAUAAACCAAACCAAACGUUUUCCUUGUGUAAGUACGUCUUUCAAGGUGAAAAAAGGGAAUUCAGGGUGUUUAUCUGAGGCUAAAGGGAGGCGUCACCCUUAUGUUAGAAAUGACAUUCGCAAACUUUUAGAAAACUACUUCCGGCCAUACAAUGAGGAGUUUUAUAAAGAGGUAGGAAGAGACUUUCAUUGGUCAUAAACAAAUGAGUGUCAUACUUGAACACUAACGGAUAUUGCAAGUAUACUUAUGCAAUAAUGUCAGUAUUGUUACUUCUAAAAAACAUUUUAUCAGUAAAAUUGCUCUUGUUGA
Stylophora pistillata is the source of this 1517-nucleotide messenger RNA. RefSeq names its product heparan sulfate glucosamine 3-O-sulfotransferase 5. Gene Ontology annotation, molecular function: [heparan sulfate]-glucosamine 3-sulfotransferase activity. The record is from RefSeq and is a predicted model, not a curated record. Lineage: Eukaryota; Metazoa; Cnidaria; Anthozoa; Scleractinia; Pocilloporidae.